AUGAUGCUGGGAGAAGAAUCCGAAAGCGCAGACUAUUGGAAGAAAUGCGGCGAUGAAGCAUUAGCGCGGAAUAUCAAGGGCGUUGUCAUCAUGGGCGCGCACUGGGACUGUCUUGGAGACAAAAUCGAGGUCGCAACAAAUCCAAACCCGGGUAAAAGCCCCGUGGCAUACGUGAAGCCAGAGAAAUACGUCAACUACGAACUAAACCCAGAUCUCGAAACAUCCGACCGAUGCAUCAAGAUGUUAGCCGAUGAAGGCUUCAACGUUCAGGGAAACACAACCUUCGACUGGAUUCAUGACGUAUACCUUAUUCUCAUUCGCAUGUUUCCUGGAGGCUGUCCACCUACAACCUUGAUCUCCGCCAACGCGCGAUAUGAUCCGCAUUUCCACAUGAAGAUCGGUGCCACAUUACGACCAUUACGUCGAGAGAACUAUCUCUUCAUUGGUACAGGUGGCGCAGUGCAUAAUCUGUAUCGAAACCGCUGGGCACCGAUGCUUCGCUUCAGAGAUAACUUUGCGAUGGAGACGCCACCGGAGGACUGGGCUAUGGAGUUUCGGCAGGCUGUGGAGGAUGUCAUUACGAAGACUUCGGGACCUCAAUUGCGUCGUGCGAUGACUCGUCUUAUGAAGCAUCCUCGUUUUAGAGAUGCGCAUGCUACCGAUGAUCAUUUUAUGGCGGCGCUGUUUGUGGCGGGUGCGGCUGGAGACCCGGAGGAUGAGAAUACACCUGCUAUGAUGGGGGCGGAGAGUUGGGAGUUGACCAAUAUGUGCAACUCGCAGUUCACAAUUGGACGAUGGCCUCGAGAAGUCGCAGUAUGA
Messenger RNA from Penicillium malachiteum, 819 nucleotides. RefSeq names its product DODA-type extradiol aromatic ring-opening family dioxygenase. Lineage: Eukaryota; Fungi; Ascomycota; Eurotiomycetes; Eurotiales; Aspergillaceae. Gene Ontology annotation, molecular function: zinc ion binding; ferrous iron binding; oxidoreductase activity, acting on single donors with incorporation of molecular oxygen. The transcript is spliced from 2 exons. The record is from RefSeq and is a predicted model, not a curated record. The coding region runs from base 1 to 819 and encodes 272 amino acids.